AAAACUUAAGUUUUUUUUAUUGGCGGAAAAAAAUCACAAUAUAUAGGAAAUGUAUUUUGUUUAAUUGGACAGUGGCUCGCAUCGGACUAUUUUAUUCCAUUGUAAUUAUUCCUUGUUGAUUAAUUUAAUCGUUACGGCACACACGAUUUGUGCGUCGCACAACAAGAUACAUGAUACAAAAUAUGAGCAAAUGUUUGAACAAAAAUCUAAAAAAAAAACAACAAAAAAACUAAAACAUUAAUGCCGGUUGUGUAGUGGUUGUAUACACUACAAAAUCUGAACUAAAAAUACAUUUUAAACGUAAAUUAUAUUAAUCUUUUUGAAUGUACAGGUAUAUUUAAUUACAACACCAAAUCACAGCUUUACUGUUAAUCAAAGUUUGCCCGCGUCAUCGUGCGUUGACCACCAGCUGACACUAGAGGGCGACAAUUCCCCCCACCACUCACGUUUACGAGUCAAAACUUCCAGUUGUUACAUGAGCUAGUCAACUUUAGGCCUUCGGCCAUUUGUUAAUAUGACACGUGCAUGUUUUUUUUUCUUACGCACACAUACUCCCAAACCUCUGUGCGCGUGCGUGUGAGCAUUCCAGGUGUGGAGGGAAGGGGGCGCACAAAAGAAAGCAUUGGCUCAAUGCAUGGCCGCAUGCGGUCGCUCACCUCCAUGUUUGCCCGUCGUGCAUGUGCUGAUCUUUGAACCUCCCCCAGGGAGGGAACAAUGUCCUGCACCACGCUCCUCUGUGGAGCGGCGUGAGUGCUGGUGGGGGGUGCCAUGAAGUUGGACUGCAGUUAAAAACACGCCAGCUGAACUUGGCUCGUCUUUAUUAUUGGACUGCAUCAACACAGAGAUGGCUCUUCUUCUUCUUCUUCUUCUUCGUGUUUGGGGACUUCUGCUCCUCGCCGUCAGCGUCCUGGCCGGACAAGAGUUCCUGGAGAACAUAGUGCGCUUCUACGGACACAACGAGUCCAUCUCCAGCCAAAACCUGGAGGACUUCCUGCUCAUCAUCUCCGCCCGGAGAGCUGAGUCCGUGAUGGAGGACAGUAACCCGCUGGCCGAUCAAGAGUGCCUCUCAGCCGAGCAGAUCUUGUCCCACUUUGGCUUCCUGAAUGUCAGCCAGCUGAGCGUGGGACAUCUGGAGAGGAUCUGCCCCGCCAUGUUGACCCAGGUGCUGCUGCCCUCCUGCCCUUACACCGCCCCCGACCCUCCGCUGACGCUUGACUACUCCGUGUGGGGUUGGGGCUUCCUGGCCGUCACCAUCAUCAACUUGGCGGCGCUCCUUGGCCUCCUGCUCAUCCCCUUCACCAAGAAGUCCUACUUCCCCAAAGUGCUCACCUACUUCAUCGGCCUGGCCAUCGGGACGCUCUUCUCCAACGCCGUGCUCCAGCUCAUACCGGAGGCUCUGGGCUUUGAUCCCAAAGCAGACAACUAUGUAGCCAAAGCAAUCGGAAUAUUUGGAGGAUUUUAUCUCCUCUUCUUCGUGGAGAGGAUAUUAAGAAUGGCUCUCCGAGUGGAACAUGAGCACGGCCCCUCCCACUUCUCCCCUGCCGACACGCCUCUGCAGGCCUCGCUGCAGAAUGGCGAUGUGUCGGAGAAGAAGGAUUCGAUGGUGCUGAGCAACAUCAGCACUAUCAGCACGGACAGGAGCAGCGUGAACUCGGACCACCCGCACGCCAACAUCAUACCUGCAGAGGAUGUCGAGGCGUCCGACGUGAUGUGUCGCUGUCUUCGUGGCCAGCGCAUCAGCAGCAUCAAGACGGUGGCGUGGAUGAUCACGCUGAGUGACGCCUUGCACAACUUCAUCGAUGGCCUGGCAAUCGGCGCCUCUUUCACCGUGUCCAUAAUGGCUGGCUUCAGCACGUCCACCGCCAUAGUGUGUGAGGAGUUCCCCCAUGAGCUGGGUGACUUUGUGAUCCUGCUCAACUCGGGCAUGAGCAUCCCUCAGGCCAUAUUCUUCAACCUGCUGUCAGCACUGGCGUGUUACGUCGGCCUCGUGUUCGGCAUUCUGCUCGGCAGCAACUUUGCCCCCAACGCCAUCUUCGCCAUCGCGGGUGGGAUGUUCCUGUACAUCGCUCUGGCAGACAUGUUCCCAGAGAUGGACGCCAUUGCCAGGGAAGAGAAGCGAACUUCCUCCAAGCUGGUCUUCUUCCUGAUCCAGAACGCGGGGCUGCUCACGGGUUUUGCCAUCAUCCUGCUCAUCACCAUGUUUGCAGGACAGAUCAACCUGGGCUAACGAGGACAAGCGAGGCACGGGACGGCUCCAGAAGAAAACAUAUAGCUGCUUCUCUUUCUGCUCAUCAUCAUUCAUCGUGUGAGAGGGCAGGAAUGUCAAGUGAUUGUUUUGUACAAACAGAACCAAACGUUGUUUGUUCUCCGCAAGCAGAGGAAAUCCAUGCAAUCAUUUCGUUCACGAAAUUCAGCCUGAUUUGUCCGAAAGAGACAGCCAAUUCUUUGUUUAUCCUCUUUGAUGUACUGUAAUGACCUGCUUCUCUGUAACACUCUCACUUGUUAGGGCUGCAGUUUUUUAUUUACCCGAUUUUCUCUGUUUUUUCUACACGUGUGGAUGAUUCACACAGUCACAGCCAUUAUUUUUAUUUUUAUUAUCAGGUGGACGAAAAUCUGAAUAACAUGUGGUGUAGAUUUUGUAAUUGUACGUUUACACUCGAGUGUUAUUGUGUUUUUCCUCAGGGUUUAUUCAGAUCACACUGAUGCCUUCUGUCAAAGACAAAGAGACUGUGUAUACUUUGACACAAAAGACAUAAAUAUAAAUAUCUAUGACCAUGUGACCGUGUAAACAACUGCGAUCUUUGACCUCUGGGUUUUUUAAAACUUUAUGAUGAAUAUUGUGUGAUUUUUAGACCAGAGCAGUGUAUUGAAAUGAAUGGAAGCUCCUUAAAAUUGUUUGAGUCUAUGUUGAAAGGCACAGGAUGCAUUUUUGUGAGAUUUGAUAAAUAAAGAAUAUUUGCUUUUGUAAUAAUCAGUGUUGGGAAUAACGGUGUUGGUAAUGCCGUCAUUGGGUAACUUAAUUACUCUGCCGUUACCGUUACCGACCGUUAAAUGUGGUGUGCAGUGCUUCAGUGACCAUUGUUCACUACUACUACACAGGGAGAGAAAUAGCUAGUCUACAAGUUGUGGUUGCUCACUCGCAGGAAAACACUGACCCCUAGCGUUUUGGUAGAGAACUGAAAAGUCAUGAGCUUCACCCAAGGCAGGGGUGUCCAAAGUGCGGUCCAGUGGCUAUUGUGGACUGCGACACAUUGGAGAUAUCCUACUGAACAACACCCCCCUCACCCCCCCGAAAGAAAAACAGCAACAAUGGGGGAAAAAAACAGAAAGGGU
Molecule: messenger RNA, 3333 nt
Organism: Dunckerocampus dactyliophorus (ringed pipefish)
Lineage: Eukaryota; Metazoa; Chordata; Actinopteri; Syngnathiformes; Syngnathidae
Gene: slc39a8
Product: solute carrier family 39 member 8
Exons: 8
Coding region: 845-2227 (460 amino acids)
Biological process (GO): intracellular zinc ion homeostasis; zinc ion import across plasma membrane
Cellular component (GO): membrane
Molecular function (GO): zinc ion transmembrane transporter activity
Source: RefSeq, a predicted model, not a curated record